Messenger RNA from Lactuca saligna, 867 nucleotides. The record is from the annotation of a GenBank genome assembly. Lineage: Eukaryota; Viridiplantae; Streptophyta; Magnoliopsida; Asterales; Asteraceae.
AUAGAAAAAUGAAUAUUAAGACAUUCAAGCAAACAAGAAUCACGUGAUCAAACAGUAUUUUAAAAAAUCUUAUGAGUAGAUAGAUAAUAUUUGUUGACAUCUAUAUAAGAUAUGCAUAUGGUAACGAUGUGAGCUAUAGCAAUUCUCAUUCAAGUUCUAGAGAAAUAUGGCCCUAACUACUAAAAUAUUACAAAUUAAGAUCAAGUCCAACGGUGAUGUUUUUCACGAGUUAUGGAAGGCAAAUCCCCAUGAAGUUCCCACUAUAACCCCAACUACCAUCCAAAACUGUCAAAGCCACGAAGGCGAAGUUGGAACCGUGGGCUCUGUGCUUUUCUGGAACUAUUUUCAUGAUGGAAAAGACCGUGUUGCAAAAACAAUAAUCAAGGAAAUCGAUGAAGGCAAAAAGUCGGUCACCUUCAAGGUACUUGAAGGUGAUCUCCUGGAAUUAUACAAGACCUUUGUUAUACAUGUUCAUGUAGACACACAUGGUUUAAACAACCUUGUCACAUGGACUGUGGAGUAUGAGAAGCUAAGUCCUGAUGUUCCUGAUCCGGAUACGCUUAUGGAAUUUUACAAAAAGGUCACCAAAGACAUAGAGACUCAUCAUCUCAAGAAUUAAUCGAAGUCUCCAUAUCUAGGAUUAAAUAAACCAAAAUCUAGAUCGCACCAAUAUAUAUGGAUGGCAUUUAAUAAGUGAUUUUGGAUGUGUCGGAUAUAUGUUGCAUGUGCUAUCAUCUUGUUUAUAUGUUAUGUUUAUUCGUUGUGUAAUUAUUAUGUAAAAAAGGAUGUUGUUUUAAUUAAUCUCAAUAAUUUUAUAUGUUAAAGUUAAUUAACUAUGGAGCAAACUACUGUAUUUAUAGAAAUUGG